This is a messenger RNA of Penicillium riverlandense, 2295 nucleotides long. Its product is annotated as phosphatidylinositol N-acetylglucosaminyltransferase. Gene Ontology annotation, biological process: GPI anchor biosynthetic process. The coding region runs from base 1 to 2295 and encodes 764 amino acids. The record is from RefSeq and is a predicted model, not a curated record. NCBI's taxonomy places the organism in Eukaryota, Fungi, Ascomycota, Eurotiomycetes, Eurotiales, Aspergillaceae. The transcript is spliced from 4 exons. Gene Ontology annotation, cellular component: endoplasmic reticulum; membrane.
AUGCACCCCUUUUCCGUCCUCACCCUUGGGAUCUUCGUCGCGGGCUACACCACUGCCAGGUGGGAUCUUGUUACCCGGCUUUACGAAUUGGCUAUCUUUGCGUGGGAUCACGGCGUCGUGGAUGACAACAUGCUCAUGAGCGAUGGACUGCUGCGGGUGUUCUGGCCGUAUGAUCUCCCGCGAUCUUCGUCGCCGGGGGUGAUUAUCGGUUGGCGGAAUUCGGAGCUUGAUCUUUUUGUGCUCACGGUGCUCGAAGAUGUGGAGCCGCGUAAAGUCGACAAUGCGCUUCGUGCCGGGAUCCUCUUUCGGAAUAGUCCGCACCCUAUUGUGCGUAUCUUCACUCUCUGUGGUCGGUCUCAGAUGCAUGUCCUGGGGUCGACAAAUUCGCCUGAUCCACCAGCUGCGUUUAGCCCCUCCCAUCUCUAUGUGACCACUCAUCCGCCAUCCAAGGCUCCGCGGAUCUUCUGUCCUCCAGAGGCGAAUUUGUCUGUUCAGGUUGUCAUGUACCAUCGUCCGCAUCCGACGAGAAUGGAGUACAUGUCUCUGGAGCCGAUUUCCCUUGCUCUGGGUGAUAAGGCAGCUACGGCGAAAAUAUGGGGUCCGGUUGUCAGCAAGAUUGAGUCCGAGGAAGAGAAUGAGAAGAGCCGGUCCGAGAUGCUGGUCGAGAAGUUGAAACUUCAUACGGUGGUCAAGCAUAUUCCGUCACAGAAGGAACAGGCCCUCCCGCUCAUUGUCAACCAAGUCAACUGCGCCUAUGAGAUGGCGCAGCUCAUGCACAAGAAUAGCCACCUCAUUGGUAUCCGGGCUAAGAGGAGUAUGAGUGUCGGCGAACGCGUGGUGGAAUCCGCAACUACUCUGUGGGGUCUUUUUGUCCUCUUCGUGGCCCAUAUCUGCUGGCAAUGGAUCUGGCCCGUUAUCACAAGAUUCUUUGUCAUUGGUCUCGUGGUGCAUCGAUCUAUCGCAGAGAUUGUCCUGCAGGUCCUCGAAUGGCGGGCGCGGCCUGAUGCUGCUGCUCUGAAGGACAUUUCGGCGACAGCGCAGCAGGUCGAUAUACGACUGCAACAGUUCUGUUACUGGCCGAUCCAAUACAGCAAGCUUCGCCAGAGAAAGGAUAAUUGGGAGAGUGUCACUACAAGCCACCCGGAUUAUAUUCGAUUCUACAACAGCUUGUGGCUCGUUGCCAACGACGUGAUUAUUGGGAUCGCUCUGGGGUCUUAUAUCAUUGACAACGCGAAUUGGGUGGCUUCUCAAAUCAAUACCGUUCUCACUGGUUGGACUGUCGAAGGGCUUCAGCGCACUAUCUCAUGGUUGAUGGACUGGCCAGCCGGUCUGAAGUUGAACAACGAACUUGCUGCCUUCCUGGGUGACUUGUUCCUGUGGGUCAUCGAGAACUGGGCGGCUUGCAUUGCCAACCUACAACCUUACCUACCUCACCUGAUCUACGUUGUCGGAUGCUCCAGCUUCGCCGGAGCCAGCAUGCCCAUCGCCGUAUUUUCCGACUUACUUUCCAUCCUGACAGUCCACAUCUACUCCUUCUAUAUUGCAUCCGCCCGCAUCUUCAAUUGGCAGCUCACCAUCAUUAUCUCUCUGUUCCACCUUUUCCGCGGCAAAAAGCGGAAUGUCUUACGCAACCGAAUAGACUCAUGCGAUUACGACCUCGACCAGCUGCUGCUCGGCACCAUCUUAUUCACCGUCCUUUUCUUCCUUCUGCCUACUGUCAUUGUCUUCUACCUGACCUUUGCAUCGGCUCGGAUGUUGAUCAUCUCUAUGAAAGCGGCGUUUGACACGUGUCUUGCGUUCCUGAAUCAUUUCCCGCUCUUCGCGCUGAUGCUGCGAGUGAAGGAUUCGCGGCGCCUGCCAGGUGGUAUUCGAUUUGAGCUUCGAGACGAACCUGAAAAGCAUGUCCCAGGCUCUGAAUCAUCCGUCCGGGCUUCCUACAUCCAUCUCGAGUCCGUCCCACUACCGCUACGGGCCAUGUUCGACCAAUACUUCCAGCUAGGUCAUCGACUUCGAAAGCACUACCUUGCACCGCGGGUCAUAUUCUGUCUCGUCACCGGCCGUUUCGUUCCACCCAUCCACCGCCGCAAUCUGUACAGCAUGCAGUAUAGCAUGCUUCCCGCGCACCGCGCAGGUAUGGCCGAGGUAUGGGCGCUUCUGACCCAGCCCAAGAAAAGCAGCAGCGGUGGUGGUGCAGCCGGCUCGAUGGGAGGAGGUAUCGGUUCCUUGGGCAAUCCUGUGCCCAAAGUUCCCGCGAAUUUCGUUCAGGGCGAUCUGAGGAGACGGGGUCACCGCUGA